AUGACAGAGGAACAUCUCUUCCUUCUUGGUGGCUCAGGCGAGACCGGCAUUAUCUUCAUUAGCCAACUAAUUGCGCUGGGUGACGCCGCACCACUUGUGACGCUCUACAUUCGUGCUUCCGGACGAGCAAAACUUCCUGCGGGUGUCCACAGCAAUGCCAGAUUCCGGGUGACUGAAGGCGAGCUGACCGACCGCAAAACACUGGUCAAGUCUCUGAGCGCGGACGCGAAGUUCCCACCCGUCACCACCGUCAUUAGCUUCCUCGGAGCAUACAUGAGCCUCUAUUACUUCCUGACCAGGCGGAAGCCAACGCCUAUAGCAGAUGCCUUCAACACAUCGAUUCUUCCCGCUAUGAGGGAGGCCGGCGUGAAGCGAAUUAUCGCUCUGUCGACUCCUAGUGGAUUCCAGUAUCCUGAAGAGACCAGCAAGAUCAGCUGGGCCUGGUGGGCGAAAAUUCACAUCCCGAGAAUCAUGGUUCCGCAAGGCGAUGCUGAAAUGAGGGACAUUGCUAAGGCAGUGCUGUACGCUGGUGCCGAGGAUAAAGAUCUCGACUGGACAAUUUAUCGAGUUGGCUAUUUGGGUGAUGCAAACCCAGAUAUUUCCAUCGUGGUCAAGGAGACACUGCUGAACUUCGAAGGAGACAGCGUGACAAGGGGGAGCUUGUCGAAGUGGCUGCUGCAGGAAGUCGAGGAGAGAAAGUGGUUGCGAAAGGCCCCUCUGGUCGGCAACACGGCGAAGUGA
Molecule: messenger RNA, 741 nt
Organism: Cyphellophora europaea CBS 101466
Lineage: Eukaryota; Fungi; Ascomycota; Eurotiomycetes; Chaetothyriales; Cyphellophoraceae
Exons: 1
Coding region: 1-741 (246 amino acids)
Source: RefSeq, a predicted model, not a curated record